Molecule: messenger RNA, 4514 nt
Organism: Phanerochaete carnosa HHB-10118-sp
Lineage: Eukaryota; Fungi; Basidiomycota; Agaricomycetes; Polyporales; Phanerochaetaceae
Exons: 10
Coding region: 92-4309 (1405 amino acids)
Source: RefSeq, a predicted model, not a curated record
AGAACGCUCGAAAACGGCUGGAAAUUCAACAACCUCCCUUUUCCUGCUUUUAUUCUCUGGCUGGCUGUUUACCUGUAAAUCUCUCCGAAAAAUGGAGCAACAGUUCUAUCAGCCCCUGUCGGCCGCGCUUCACACACCUCUCCAAGCGAACCACAAUCCCCAGCCACAUUACUCGUCAUACGCUUCUCAUGCCACGUCGUCGUCGAUGGCCAACGGUGCACAGCACACUGCCCAACAUAGUCGACAUCGCGAAGAAGAAGAGGAAGAGGAAGAUGAUGAAGAGGCAGCUGAAGAGGACGUCGACCACAGGGAUCAGCAAUCCAGCGUAAACUCCCCCCGCGUUGCGGCUGUGCAUCCUUCCAAAUCCGCUGGUCCCGCUCUAUCUACCGGCGCGCCGCAGUACGCCGUCCAGGCACAAGCGAAAGCGCAAGACGAAGACACCACUCAGGACCAAAACGCGUUAGACGACAGCAAACGCAAACCCGGUCGUCCUCGAGGUUCACGGAACCGAAAACCAAGGGCUUCAACCAGCACGUCAGGCAAGGCGCCAGCAGGCUCGCAGCAUCCAGGAUUCUAUCAGUAUCCUCCUGCUCCAGGAGGCUCUGUGCCAAACCAGCAUUUCUACGAUUUCCAAUGGCGCGCCCUGAAUCUAUGCACCGAGUUCUAUCAGGCUGCUGAGGAGCUGAUCUUCUCAACCAGCUUCCCACAGAAAAGCGCAUCACCCAUUGUCAUCGCACAGUGUUAUCAUGCAGGACCCGCGACAAAAGUCGAUCCUCUGGCAUUGAUUGCGGAAGCGAAGCGCGUUUGCGAUACGCUCCUAGCAAACCCUAGUCAAUUAGCUGGUCAACCACCACCUGCUGCACCUCCAGCUUACACCCCCAUCACAACAUUUGGAACUAUGGCACCUCCCAGUGCAGCCUCCGUGAACGCGCCGCCAAGCGCGACGAGUGCCGUCAAUGGCCCUCAGUCCUUCGUAAUACCACUUGGGGCUACGGCCUUGGCUCCUCCUCCAGGAUAUCCACCUCAGCCGUACUAUACCGCGACAUAUCCUCCGCCUGCGGGCUCGCGGUACCCAACUGCGCCGUAUUAUUACAACGCUGCUCAGCACCCGGGACCAUAUUAUGCUCCUCCAGCAGCUCAGAGUACCCCAGCGCCUAGCGCUGCUGCUGCCAUAAUACCUUCCCCUCCGCCUCCGACAGGCGCCGCUGCUGCUGCCCCUUCUGCGGCCACUACACAGGCACAACCUCUCACAGAGUCAUCAACUUCUGCCUCUGCAGUGCCCGCUCCUACUCUUGCACCCCAGCCGUCUACUUCCACUUCUACAUCCACAUCGGCGGCCCCUCCACCUCCCUCUCCAGCAUCCGGAUUGUCAGCGUUCAACGCCACCACGGGUAACGUUGCUCCGGGAGGAACUCAGGGCGCAUGGACAGAGGAGGAGACUGAGAGACUGAGGAAGUUGUCGGAACAAAGUAAGGAGAUAAAUGGUAACGGUGAUGUUGAAUGGGACUGGGUCGUUCAGCAGUGGGGCAAUACUCGAACGAGACACCAGAUUUUGCUCAAAGCCACCUCAUUAGGCCUCAAAGAGAGUACUACCCGAGGCACGAAGAGGAGAAGAGAGCCAGAUGCUACUCCUGAUGCGAGCACUCGCCAGCUCCCACCCCCACAACAUGCUCAGAGCCCUCUAAGUCAACCCGCCCACGUUCAAGCUUCUCAUACCCAACAGCAGCGUCCGCAGCACCCCCAGACGACCCACGCACAGCAGACCAGCUACGUUCAACCAGCUACCGUCAAUGUCCAAACUACAUCGCCUGCACAGAGCUCCACAGCUUCGAACCCACCCUCCGCUCAAGCUUCGCCGGCGACUCAGCCCAUUCGCCCGCCAUCAUCUUCGAUACAACAGUCGAUGAACCCUCAGCGCACAACAAGUCAGCCAUCUGCGACCUAUAGCCAUGCUUGGCCGAUGCCGACAAUCGCUUCGAGCUCUUCACCCAUCCUCACGCACACUCAGACACAUACUCAAGCUGACUCAUCACGUGCCAAUUAUUAUCGUCCUCCGCAGCCGCCGUAUGGCAGCACAGCGCAGUCGCCUACAACUCAGGCAGCUCGUCCUCCCUCGUCGCAUAGCAUGCAGCAGCAAUCAACACACCAGUAUAUGUACCGACCGCUGCAGAAUGGAGGCACGAUUGGGCGGAGAGAGAACGGGAUAUUAUUUACGCCCGCCUCCGGAUGCUUUAUUGCUCGAGUCCUGCACCUUGCCCGCACCCCGAUUCGCACGGUCGGUUUGUUCUGUUUCCGUACCCGAACUUGCGACUCAAGCUGUAUGCCUAGUCUGUCGUAUGUCGAUACAAACAGCGGACCAGCGCAGCUGAGUGGGCUGCAACAACAACAACAGCAGUCCAUUUCGCCACCGCCUGUUGUGAACCAAUCUGCGAGUGAGACGACCACCCAAGUCCAACAGCAUAAUCACCCGCAUGACCCGUACGCGGCGGCAUACCCGUCCUACUCGAACAUAGUGCCUUAUGGUACUCCGUACAACGCGGAGGUAAACACGCUGCCUCCAUAUUACCCACACGAAACCCCGCAACAUGCACAACCGGUCGGGCUUCACGAAGCCCAUGACAAACAUCAAAGUAUGCAGGACCAACGUCCACAUCCACCAAACCCGGUUCCAUCCCCAAGCCACCCACCAGUCUCUGGGCUCCCUCCGCCACGGAGCCAAGACACCACUCAAGUUGACACGACCUCGAUUCCCGCGAGCGAGUCACAGCAACGCUCUCCGAUUAGCCUUCAAGCCGCGAGUAUAGGGUCCCCACAUGACCUGCCACAACACAGGCCGUCGCCGCCCCAGCCCAUGGCUGUUGACUCGCCCAGCGGAUUGAAGCGCGUGUACGACGGCAACGGAGCUGCGAAUGAUGGGCAACACGCGAAGAGGGCUAGGCGGACGACAACUUCAGGGACAGGUGAUAGUGAGCUGGAAGUCUUGAGAGACGAGAGCGAGGUGGGGCCGUCAGGAGGGCCGAAGCAUUGGACAGAUGAGGAGAAAGGAAAGUUGUUCCACUGGAUGCUGGACGACGAGGAGAGGUGGGAGGCGUUCGGCACGAAGAUGAACACUGUCUUUCGAGAGGGCUCGGCGCAACUCUUCCAGUCACGCAAGUCAUUCACGGCGCUGAAAUCUUGCUAUCACCGUAAUCUGGAGAUAUUCAAACAGAUAUACGUCUUCGAGGGCUUCCUCGCCCGUGCUCCUGUCACGGCCGUUAGCCCACCGGGGGCCUCUAAUCCUGUACCAUCUUCGUCCACCAACGAAUCUCCAAACGCACACAUAGAUUACAACGAAAUUGCCUCGUUGCCCAUGCCUGCUGUUUUCGCGACCGCUACCGAGCGCCACAACUUCCUAGAGCGUAAACUAGAGACUGCCAAGGCCCUCAACGUCCCCGUGUCAAAUCUGACCAUGAAAGUCAUCGAUCAUUGGUUUGACACAGGCUGGUUUACGCUGUUCAAGAAGCGCUUUCAGGAGGACCCGAAGACUGGUCUGCCGGUGCCGCGAUAUGCGACUGACCGAGAUGAUGCUGACGCCGAUGCCGAUGCGGAAGGAGAAGUGGUGGACGAUGAGCAAGCUACUAGCGGCGGAGCCAACGCUACGGAAGCGCGACGUCGUCAUCUGGAUCCAAAUAGCUGUCUCAUUCCCCAACCCUUCCCCAAUCCAGUGGCAAUAUCUCGCUCAGUGACCUCAUUUCGUCUGCAGCGAGCAUCGCCACCACCUAUUACUCCCGUAGUAGCACCUGCUUCUGCGCAGCAGCUACACUUCUCCCAGGGCUCACCCCAUCUUCCACACUCUGCGCAAUCCUCGCCUCAACUACCUUAUGGGUAUCCAGCACAUGGACCAAUCCACCUUUACUCUCCACCGAACCUUGCGGCCGAGUACCAGAUGCAGCAGCAACAGCUGGUCCAUUUCCAGGUACAGACUGCCCAGACGCUCACGCACCUCACAAACCUCACGCAAACUCUCUUGGGCACCUGCAAUACACUCGUGGAGCUCGUGAGGGCACAAGCGGACGACGUACGUGUGCAGACUGAGCUGCUUAGGCACAGAGAGGAGAGGGAAGAAUUAGCUAAUCGUGGGACUGAUCGACUGAGUACGACCAGCUUCCACCCUGUCCAAAGUGAACCUAGCUCUUCUCGUGUUGGUCUCGGAGACCUGAUAGGCAGGGACAAUCGAGCUUCGCUUGCGACGGAAGUGCUCGCAAACCCACUUGUAGGGGACGAGGUGAAGCAUGCCGCAGCUGAAUACCUCAAGCGCAUUUUUCAAUAAGAUGAUUGUUGCUUCGUACCUUACAAAUUUUUUCUUUGUGGAACUAGUUUACUGUAUGCACCUAUGUAAUAUGCAACGGCUACUCCGAUCGCCACAAUGAAGAGGCGCUUGAGCUCCGAGUCGGGAGCUGCCGUGCAGUGUUCUAGAUCUUGUCUUGAACGUAUCUAUUCUUCAUGAUCACCUGGUGCUUCAUCUCAGUAUCCAG